AUGCCGUGGAACUUGUCGUCCACCGACAGCCCUUCAGAGGCACACUCGCGUCCUCCCUUGACCUCCCAGCAGUCAAAUUCCCUCCCGUCCACCCCCUAUCAACAUGCGCGCAAUCUCUCGUUCCACUCAAGGACGCCGUCCCCUCCUCACGGUAGCACUUCCCCACGUUCGACGCACUCCGAGUCGAUACACCUCCCACCGUCGUUACGAAAACCUUUCACUGGCUGCAAAUACGAGACUGCCAUGGCCUUUUUUCGAAGACGGAUACCGUAUACAAUAGGUACCGAUUUAUUGCCGGAGGAGAAGGCGGGUCUGAAGGAGCGCUUGGAUUCGGAGGAUGAGAAGAGACUUACGCAAGACAUGUUGGACAUCUACGAUCGGUUAUUACCAUCCGCUGAGAGUGAUGAUCGACGGCGACAGCUGGUUCGUAAAUUGGAGAAACUUUUCAAUGACCAAUGGCCGGGCCGAGAUAUCAAAGUCCACGUCUUCGGGUCGUCUGGAAAUAAACUCUGCUCAAGCGAUUCAGACGUGGAUAUCUGUAUAACAACGACGUAUAAAGAGUUGGAGCAUGUGUGCCUGCUGGCCGAGGUUCUCGCAAAGCACGGUAUGGAACGAGUUGUCUGCGUCUCACAUGCGAAAGUCCCCAUUGUAAAGAUCUGGGAUCCGGAGCUGCGGCUCGCAUGCGACAUGAAUGUCAACAAUACCUUGGCAUUGGAAAACACGCGUAUGGUGCGAACAUAUGUGGAGAUCGACGAUCGUGUACGGCCCCUGGCUAUGAUUAUUAAGUACUGGACGAAACGACGGAUCCUCAACGAUGCAGGACUUGGGGGCACAUUAAGUUCAUAUACCUGGAUAUGUCUGAUCAUCAACUUCCUCCAAACCCGGGACCCUCCCGUCCUCCCGAGUCUUCAGGCACGUCCACACAAGAAGAGGACGACGGCGGACGGUCUGGUUUGCUCAUUUGAUGACGACCUUGGCUCUUUGACGGGCUUUGGACGGAAAAAUAAGCAAACCCUCGGCGAAUUGCUCUUCCAUUUCUUCCGUUAUUACGGCCAUGAGCUCGAUUUCGAGAAAUACGUCAUAUCCGUGCGAGAGGGCAAGCUGAUAUCGAAAGAAGAAAAGGGUUGGCAUCUUCUUCAGAACAAUCGCCUCUGCGUAGAGGAGCCAUUUAACACGUCAAGAAAUCUGGGGAACACUGCGGAUGACACGUCGUUUCGAGGAGUCCACAUGGAGUUGCGUAGGGCUUUCAAGGCAGUAUCGGAAGGCAACCUCGAGGACUGCUGUGAGCAGUACGAAUACCCCCCAGAGGAAGAGCGAUUAUGGGAACGACCCCCUCCUCAACCACGACCAACCUUGACGGCUCCGCCUCAGCCCUCGCGAGGUGGCCGGGGAGGCGGCCGGGGAGGACGUCAUUCGAAUCAGUAUACGCGUGGGGGGCAUGCGGGAGGUCGUCGGGCAUCGAAUAAUGCAUCGAACAAGCCCAACGGGUUUCGCCAGGCCAAUCCCAACAUCAGUGCGACCGAGCUGUCUCUGCAGGCGCAACACGCCCAAUACCUGUUGCAUGAUCACCUCUACCAGCAAAUCCAGAUUCUCCAAGCGCAGGAGCAAGAGCUGCGCCUACAACUACAAAAUCAAGCUCUGCUGACCGGGAGACCCCCUCCGGUGCUGAUUCGCCAGCCAUUCAUACAAUUUCCCAUGCCUCAACAGCAACAGCCGCAACCUGACUCAGCUGUAGACGAUAGUUCUCGGUCCAGAGCCGGUACUCAUCCACCACUCAAUGCGACCCUGCGACCCGUGUACAAUAACAAUGCCACCUAUCUUCCAAUCGCAGUCACUCCCGCUCAGGGAGGCGACACAAACCCUCCAUCGCCAUCGGCCGCGACGGCUCUGCCUGAGCUACGACGUACUCCCCGUCGCCAGUCGGUAGCCAACGGCUCCCCUGGUCGAUCGCUCAGGGCACACUCGCAGCCGGCGCGGCCAGGGAAUUCCCCGGCUCUUCAGAGUUUCGCCCCACUUUACUCUGUUUCUCAACCUGUCGACAGCUCCCAUAUCCUCAAACCGCGCAACAACUCUGGUUCCCCUGCGGAAGGCGAUCAAAAUGAAGAUGACCAUGGCUUUAUACCCAGCAGUAUGCCCAAUGUCUCCCGCGCUGCGUAUCUGGAUGAAAAUCGACCAUCAGAGUAUAUGGGGUAUUAUCUCGCAACUUCGCCGCAACUGCAGGUUUAUCAUCAAAAUGCUAUGCUCUCCCCGUUGUCAGCUCCGGUGGGACUGGCGCUUCAGAACGGCAGCAUCUUGCCGUUCGUCGGAGCUCCACAGGGGUACAUGUCCACCCUAGCGACCACCGAUAGUUUUGGGUCGCCGCCAGAAAGUGGCGUUGCGCCCAAUUCUAAAGUCGCCGCAUCGCAACCGAGAGCGACCCCUCGACCAGUUGCUUCCCAUGACCGAAAUGGUCCGCUUAUAGUUGAUGGCUCGGUGCCUCUAAGCGAACAGCGCGCCCCAGUCUCCAUUGAGGGCUUCGAUCACUACGGCACCAUGAGCCAUUGUACUUCCAAUUCAGAUGAUCGCAACACGGACACUCCUGCCAGUAUCUCAGACUCAUAUUCUCAAGAUUAUCAGGACAACAGUUCGGUUGAAAUCGAUCAGCCGAUGUUCUUUCCGCGACAGGCAAUGGACGCGCCGAAGUUAGCCAAUGCCGGUGAUGCUUGGUUCAAUGGUCAUAGUGAGAAGCCUGGCCUUCUUUCUAGCAGGUUGCAGAAUCUGCACGUCUCGCAUACUGAGAAAAUGGCUGAAAAAUCACCGAAAUCUAGCCCCGAACAGUUCAGAGGGGGCCAGCCGCGCCAGGAUAUAGCUGAUCAUGAUGCCUAUCGUUCAAAACAGUCCCCGGCGGAGAGGGGAUCUGCCCCGGAAACGCACGCUUCAUCACCAAACAGCAAACGACGUUCAAACCAUGCAGACUCGUCCGAAAAACCGAACGGCGUUGCCCACAAGGCCAAGGCUAAGCAUCGACAUGACAACUCCCACCACUCUUCUGGUGGUUCAGGUGACAGCAAAGAGCGGCAUGUUGCUCAUCCGUCUCGUAAAACCAACGGAAUCGCACCGGCAGCGCACGAUUCAAGCUCGCAUCAUGGCAACAACGGGUGGCAGACAACCAAGAAGAAGCAGAAAAAGGGUGCCAAGUCUAUGGAGCAUCGACCGGGCUUCCACGCUAGCGCAGAACCUCUUCCUGCGGAAGAAUCGUUGAGAAAGGGUGGAUGA
Messenger RNA from Aspergillus clavatus NRRL 1, 3255 nucleotides. Its product is annotated as PAP/25A associated domain family. The record is from RefSeq and is a predicted model, not a curated record. NCBI's taxonomy places the organism in Eukaryota, Fungi, Ascomycota, Eurotiomycetes, Eurotiales, Aspergillaceae. The transcript is spliced from 4 exons. Gene Ontology annotation, molecular function: nucleotidyltransferase activity. Gene Ontology annotation, biological process: RNA 3'-end processing. Bases 1 to 3255 code for a protein of 1084 amino acids.